Molecule: messenger RNA, 990 nt
Organism: Dracunculus medinensis (Guinea worm)
Lineage: Eukaryota; Metazoa; Nematoda; Chromadorea; Rhabditida; Dracunculidae
Source: the annotation of a GenBank genome assembly
AUGACAUUUUACAAAGUCGUAGAAAACGUGACAGCAAUUGAUGAUCUCGUACCUGCUUUAGAAUCAUAUUUACCAAAUUCGAUAAUUUAUAUUUUUCUUUAUUUAUUAGCUUUACCACCGAAUAUUCUAUUGGCUUAUAUGGGUCUUAAAAAAGGCCUUGUUUCUGCUCGAGUUAAAUAUCCAACAUUAGGUAUGACACUGGCAAAUUUAUUUGGUCUUUUCGGCUACCUUAUUCAAAAUUCAAUAUAUAUAAUUGUGUUGCUCAAUAAUAUAAAACUCAGUCUAUUCACAUGUAGCUUUUUACGAACUGUACUUUAUAAUACUACUUAUGUGUCUUAUUUUUUAUUUCCUGUACUGGCAAUUGAUCAGUGGUUACUUAUUUGCCAUAACUGCGAUAUGAGCAUAAAAUCUCUAAUUAUGAUUAUUUCCACUUGUUUUGCUAUACCUCUGGCUGUUGCUUUAUAUGAUUUAUGGUUACAAGAUGUUGUCCUAUAUGAUUUCAUGUUUGAAUAUAUACGAAUGUCACCUUAUACAACAGUGUUUUUCUUCUUCGUACUUGCUCCUUCAUUCUUCAUAUUUUCAUUUAUUUGCAAUCUUCUUGUUCUUUCCUCAAUUCUACGAAGACAAUCGAAAACAACAAGAAAGAGUCAAGGUCGAAGUUUGAAUCCUCGACAGCUUCAACAACAAAAAAGCAUCGUAUAUACUUACAUAUUACAAGCAUUUAUGCCACUUGUAUUGGCGACGCCUUACUAUAUAGCUAAUGUUUUCUUCAUAUUUUCAAUCGACUUAAAUAUGAUUUGGUUUAUUGUCGGUGAAGCAAUAAUUGGUGUCCAUCCGUUAUCAAAUGGACUUAUCACAUUAACGCUUUUACGACCAUAUCGGAGGGCGUUUAAAAAACUUUUUUUACGAAGCCGGAAAAAUGCUAAACAACAAUAUGACUCGCUAACGAUUGGUAAUGUACAGUUCAUGGAAGGCGAUUCACUUCUAUGA